Molecule: messenger RNA, 2682 nt
Organism: Felis catus (domestic cat)
Lineage: Eukaryota; Metazoa; Chordata; Mammalia; Carnivora; Felidae
Gene: TPD52
Product: tumor protein D52
Exons: 8
Coding region: 441-1166 (241 amino acids)
Biological process (GO): B cell differentiation
Cellular component (GO): cytoplasm
Source: RefSeq, a predicted model, not a curated record
GGUAGUGGUGGUCAGCUGACCGGUGUAAAAAAAAAAAAAAUGUAGUUUCUUGUAACUGUGCCAGUGUCUGACGUUUGCUUGAACUGUUUGUACAUCUGGGAGAUACUGCAAAACCUGGCCCUCCUUUGUUUACCCAAGAAAGCUCCGCUCCCCUGUGCUGGUUGUUUCUUUGUUGACUGAAAUUAACAGCAGGUGGUGAAGAGCCCUAAGGUUGCUUGAGAGAAGUCAUUUAUUAAACAGGCCUGCUUGUCCUGAGGGUGUGAGGGCUUGGAGAAAGAAAUGCCACACCUGGGCCAGGAAGCCAGGCUCUUCAAGCCCUGGGGUUGAUUUCUUCAGCAAGGUUGCACAUGGCGAUGUGACCAGAGCCACACUCACCUGAAGCAUAUCAGACGGUCAUAAAACCAUGCGUUCUGCCUUUGUCUGGAACGGACUGUAGAGAGAUGGAUUUUUAUGAAGACUACCAGUCCCCGUUUGACUUUGACACAGGAGUGAACAAAAACUACCUCUACUUGUCUCCUAGUGGAAACUUGUCUCCAUCCGGAUCACCUACUCUGCAGAAGUCUGGUCUGCUGAGAACAGACCCAGUACCCGAGGAAGGAGAAGAUGUUGCAGCCACGAUCAGUGCCACAGAGACCCUAUCAGAGGAGGAGCAACAAGAACUAAGAAGAGAACUUGCAAAGGUAGAAGAAGAAAUCCAGACUCUGUCUCAAGUGUUAGCAGCAAAAGAGAAGCAUCUAGCAGAGAUCAAACGGAAACUUGGGAUCAAUUCACUACAGGAACUAAAACAGAACAUUGCCAAAGGCUGGCAGGAUGUGACAGCAACAUCUGCAUACAAAAAGACCUCUGAAACCUUAUCUCAAGCUGGACAGAAGGCAUCCGCUGCUUUCUCAUCUGUUGGAUCGGUCAUCACCAAAAAGCUGGAAGAUGUAAAAAUGCAAGCCUUUUCACAUUCCUUUAGUAUCCGCUCCAUUCAACAUUCAAUUAGCAUGCCUGCUAUGAGAAACUCCCCAACUUUCAAAUCAUUUGAAGAAAAAGUUGAAAACUUAAAGUCUAAGGUAGGGGGAACCAAGCCUGCUGGUGGGGAUUUCGGAGAAGUCUUGAAUUCAACUGCAAAUGCCAGUGCCACCUCGGAGCCUCUUCCGGAGCAGACGCAGGGGGGCCUGUGAGGUGCUUACCUGUGUGAUGCCGCCCACUGCCAGCCGCUGCAAGCAGCAUCCAAGCACAUCAUGUCAACACUCAUUGCUCUCAGUUCCCACCGGAUGUGCUUUUACUUAGCUUUACAUGUUCAUCUGACCAAAUAGUUUGUGGGUUGAACACCAUAAAAGUAUCUUCACCUCUGUUCCUGGGAAACACCCUUUCAUGUGCAUUUAAGGCCCCCGAUAUAGGAAACACUGUUGUAAAAACACAUGUAAUACCUGGGGAUCCUCAUUAGAAUGAUCCAAGAAUCGUCAGGUUUCUCAUAACUGCUUUCCUACUUUAUAAAACUGCUCUGGCUCUGGGAUGUCAGUUUGAUCUUUGUCUUCAAAACGAUUUUCUUGUUUUCUCUUUGAACCUCUGUAUAUUUGAUUGCUAACUAAAAUUUAAAGUUCUCUGAAUUCUGGUUAUUAAAAGUUUUGGCAUAAUUUUCUUUACCUCCAAGGGAAGAGUUACCAGCUACAAAAAAUAUUUUUGAGUAAACAUUCUGGUAUGAGGUAUCUUCUAUCGUGUGUGUCUGAAGACAGCAGACUAAAUAAAUCAGCUCUACAUCCAAUUUGUUAUGGUUUGUAAGUGACAACAUGUACAGCAAUUCAAACUCCUAGGUGACUCCAGAGUGGAACCAUCUUAUCCGUGUCACCCUUUGUGACAGUAACCAUUUUGGUGUAUUUGUUAUUAUGCCAUUUAUAUCAACUUAUUUUUCACAAGAUUAAAUUUUUAGUUUCAGAGUAAAUUGCAAAAUAACAUUCUGAAGCAAGCAUACUGUAAUUCUUAGUAAGUUGAAAUAUGAACACUCUCAACAAAUGUUCCAUUCGAAAGCCUGGAAGAUUUUUAGCUGUAAUCAAUCACGUUAGGGGAAACAUUGCUGUCUUCAUUUAAUUCACUCAGCACCGUUUAAAAAUAAGCACAUAUAGUUGUAGGACUAAAAAACUUGAAAAGAUUUUAUAAUAAGGGGUUGGUGGUAACUCCUGAGGAUUUAAUGCAUUAAUGCAAAUCAACACAUUGUUUUUUACUUACUUGUUUUCAGUGUCUUAGAAAUUAUACAAUGAUACUGUAGACAUUGCCCCCUAUUUUGAAAAAAUGGCAGGGCUGAAUGAACCAAAGCCUCUCAAAGUAUCUGCAUGGAGGCCAAGGUACUCUAUUCUAAUAGCUACUUAUUCAUCACUAUUACCUUUUCAUUAUCCUGUGUAUGGUUAUGGCCUAUAAUGUUGUAUUUGUUAUUUAUCAAGUUGUGAUUGUUUUAUUGUUUAUGCCAAAUGUUAAUUGCCAAGCUUGGAGUGACCUAAGGCAUUUUUUUAAAAGCAUGACUAGAUUUACUUCAGGAUAAAUUAUCUUAUGAAAACCAAAUUUGAAAAGCCACAAGUGUCGAUUGUCAUAAGUAACAUGCUACCAUUCUUGAUUGCUAGAGCUUUUGUUAUAGCACUUUAGAUGCAACUGAAAAUAUGCUCUAUUAAAUGUGAAAAGCCUAAUAAAUUCUGUAUAUCAGUA